AGCUCCCCGGGUCUAUUACGAGCUACCUACGCACUGUACACGAAAGCCCUCGGAAUCUUCGACCGGACACAUACUACACUGCCAAAUGGCCGGGCGCGAUUCUGAUGCAGACCUCGGGGAGAACGUAGUUGUGCUACGCAUGGAAGAGCCCAGACGGAGUGGUUCCGAUCAUAAGAACUCUGAUCAUAGAGAUUCUGACCACAAAGAUGAAGCACCACAACCUACUCUGCAUAGUGUCCUUCAUUUUUUGCAGACGGAAUGGGCCCGGAUGGAAGCGGAGCGUUCGGUUUGGGAAAUUGAUCGUGCAGAGCUUAAGGCCAACAUUCGGUUUUUGGAAGGAGAGCGUCGAGGACAAGAGAAUCUCAAGCAAGAUUUGAUACGGCGCAUCAAAAUGCUAGAAUACGCUUUGAAACAAGAACGCGUAAAGUUUGAUCAAUUCAAGUCUUCCGUUUCUGCGGGUGUUGCCAUGUCUCCGGGGACAAAACCAUCGUCGGAUGAUUGUCGUACACAGUUGGUGCGAUCUGACCACGAGGUAUUAAGGGAUCGGCCCUUAGGUCCCGGAGAAAAGCUGAAGCAGUGCACCGAAAACGCCUUGGAAAGCAAAACUAAGUGGUCAGAGAGCCGUACUCGAUUGAAGAAAUUUUUACAGGAGGUGGGGUGCACUGAGGCGGUGUUAAAUGUUCGACAAGCUCGUGUUCUACAACUCCUUCAGUCAACCCCUGGUUGGCGCGAUGCAUUGAAUAAAUUCGGUCACAGUGCUGAAUCGUGGAAACAAGCCAUGCGAGGGGAAGCUCCGUCUUACGAGAGUGAUGAAAACGAUGCUGGCAAUGAGGGCAUUCAACAGGCAUUGUCCGAAAUGGAUGGAGCUGUUCGGGAUGGUUACAGCGUUUCAUCCUCUCGACCAAUUCCGAAAACCAACUAUGAGGUAGCCGGUGAAUUCACUGAACCUGAUACCACGGGGCACUCCUUGGACAGUUCUGAGUCACCUGAGUUCGCACGUGGAUGCCACAUCAAUCGAUUUCGUCGUAUCGGCGGUGACCGUGCAGUUUCAGCCGGCCAGACAAAGUCACAGCAAAAACCUUCCUAUUCAGAUGCAUACAAUCCGAAUGAUUCAUCGGUUACCGGUGCCAUCUGGUCUUUCUUCGAUAGCCUAAAAUCGACUGAGACCCCAGGACUGAAGCGAUUUGGCCGCGGCUCCGUCGAUAAAAAAACUUUGGGUUCCAUUGAUGCUUAUUGGGAGAAACAAAAGGAUCUGACCACUCUGUCUACGAACUCUAUCAAUGAUAUCAGUGAUCGUUCUUCGAGUCAUCAGGUUACACUGAACGAUAGAAGAGAUCUUGCGGCUGAUAACCCCUCACUGGUUCAAUUACACAUGUCGAAAGAGACAAGUCCGGACGAAGGUCUCAUACUUGGGGACCUUGCUACCCUUACGGUGACGAAUGAUACAGAAUGUGCUACAGAGGGGGACAUGUGCGACUCUAAUUCACCUUCCCGUUUGGCUUACGAUCCACACAUUGGGCAUGCAUCCAGUGGUAUUGCUGGAGAUGUCGAAACUAGCAGAGGAUCGACUGUCCGUGGACAUCAGCUAUGGAGUACUCGUUACACUCUUCGUGGCCACUUUGACGGAGUGCGCGACGUAGUUUUCCAUCCGGCCGAGUGCGCUGUGUAUACAGCUGGAGAGGACGGUUGUGUGAUGCUUUGGAAUCUAACCAGAAGUGGAACAGUUUCCUCGAUUGGUGGUCAAAGCAGGCAACCGGGCCGUAACGUCCAGUGUCCCUCGGAUGAGCUCGAACCUGUUCACAUCUAUGUUGGUCAUAAGGGCCCUGUUCUAUGCUUGGCCGCUCCCACUGCUGCUCUGGCUGUGGAUAUGUCCACGAUUGUUUUCUCUGGUGGACUUGAUGGUACUGUCCGCGGAUGGCGGGUCCCACCCGUACUUAGUUCUUCUGGAAUGCCGGAUUUAUAUGCUCCUCAUGAUUUGGACUCCGUUCUUGGUCCUGUUCUGACUGGUUCCAAGGAAGCAGUUUGGUCCGUGGCUCUGCAUCCUUCUAGUCCAGUUUUGACCGCGGCCCAUGCAGAUGGUUCACUCGAGUUUUGGCUGGUUGCUGAAAAGGCAGACGGGGCCUCAAAUCCAAGUUUGUUGCGUUCAGUUCAACUAGACCGAGUAUUUUCCCCUGCUGCCACAGACAACGAAUCACCUGGGCGUCCCACGUGUCUACACUACCUGGUCAACCGUCCUGACUCACUUGUGUCAUCCCACUGCCUUGUUGGAACCAGCACAGGUUGGUUGUUUCUCAUGGACGUGCAAACCGGACAGGUGGUGAGCCAAUGUUCUCCCGCUCCCAAGAAGACAGAAGCUCCUGCCUUUAAUAAUGCCUUGCCCACUGGUUGGACUUCCCUCGCUCUCAACGGAUUAACGGCACAGACCACGUUAUCUCUUGUGAUUGGCGCCCAUGAAGACGGAUGCGUUCGAUUUUAUGACUUUUACCGUAUGCCACCUGAACGUUCCAUGGUUGGGAGCACUCCAUUUAUCGAAAGUAUGGUCGCCCACGUGGAUUCCGUCACAUGCCUCGACAUUGAUCCUCAAGGACUUUAUCUACUCACUGGAAGCCAUGACGCUUCGAUCCGCGUGUGGGACAUGGAAACACGUGCUUGUGUCCAGGAAGUGACCAACCAUCGUGUUAAGUACAACGAAGCAAUCCAUGCUGUCGCACUGCACGAACGGCUUCCACUCGCGGCCAGCGCUGGAGCAGAUGGAGUUUGUAAAAUUUACUGUACAUCAAGUUAGCCAUAUACCUUCUCUUACUUCUCUUAUGGCGCCCGUGUUGGUUGAUUCAAAUCCCUGCGUAGAUGCCCAGACGCAGAUCAUGGUGAAAGCUUUGGGCUCCUAUCGUGGCGCUACAAAAUGUUGUUGGCCAGGUAGCUCGGUCUGCGCCACAAAUGGAUCCAGUAUCCAUUGGGCAAUCCAAUCACUUCCAUCUCACUCGCAUACACGACUGGAACCGAUACGUUUGUCCUCAUUUGCGCUUACCAUCUACUCGUUUAUGAAAGUCUCUCAGCAUUUGUGCUGUUUUACGGCUAUUUGAAAGUACUUAUUAUCUCAUAAACUGUAUCUCAUCCGACCAACAUCGGCCGCCCCAUCAUUUUCCCCCUCUGUUUCUCACAUGCCUUCUAGCCGUUAUUACUCCAUACACUUCUAGUAUCCUUGUUCUCCCAUUGCUUGUUAUCAUCUUGACGCCUCCCGGUGUGAGUUCUGCCAUCAAUGUCCCGUUCGUACGUGAGCUCACCAUGCAAAUGAUAUAUGCCAUGUUGACUUUCAAUUUUUGUGCUUGGAUUAUUCUUGUGUAGUCAGUAAUGUUACUGAUGCCAGCACAGCGAUAAAAUGACUUCAACCGAA
Dicrocoelium dendriticum is the source of this 3394-nucleotide messenger RNA. The record is from the annotation of a GenBank genome assembly. NCBI's taxonomy places the organism in Eukaryota, Metazoa, Platyhelminthes, Trematoda, Plagiorchiida, Dicrocoeliidae.